AUAUAUUAUUCUACUACGCAAUUCCGACAGACUUAAAAUGCCGUGACCCUGUGCAUGGUUGUAUAUGUCCUUGCCGUACCAUAUAUUUAACGCCGGCGCCGAGUUGCAUGGGAGGAAGAUGAAGGUACAUUUGCUCUCGGACGGCGUAUCAUCUGGGCUGUAUUUCCUCUUCAAUACGGGCAAAAGGAAAGGGGCACACUUUUCAUCUUCAUCUUUUCGUUACGCAAAUCUUGAAAUUCCGUCAGAACCUGUGUCUUUUCGCAUCGUCAUUUUAUACCUGCCGAAUGGGAAAAAAAGCUUUAAAUAGCGUCAUUUUUGCUCUGCUUUCGUCUCCUUACCUUUCUGAGAAAGAAAUCGUUAAAACUGACUUUUAAACGGCUUCUUACUUGCAAAUGACCAAAUUAUUUUGGCUGACGUUGAGCUUGGUGACAUUCUCCUUCGUGCGAGGUGAUGAAUCGAACGAAUGUUGCAGUAGGCAAUUCAAUUUGAAAGAUCCAAGCUAUCCAUCAGUCAGAAGGGCAAACACAACAUUCACGUAUGCCUCCAAGGCAGCAAAUGGCAAUGUAACCGUCCAAGAUCCAUACAACUGGCUAGAGCAAAACGUAAGUACGACUGCAGAAAUCCAAGCAUUCUUGAAACAACAAACACAGUUGACACAAACGUAUAUCGAUAAUUGCGGUGAAUUGCAAUACCACAAAAAUACGAUCGAAUCCAAAUUUGAUUAUAUUUCAUAUGCUGCACUCGUUGAAUCAGGACCAAGAGAAGAUCCUACGUACAUCUAUAAUAUCAUAGGUCAAAAUGAUCAAAAGCCGAUUUGGUAUAUUGCCAAUCAAAGUGAAAUGGAUGAUGGCGUCAAGAACAAAUUUCGUCAGCCCCCUGGAUUGAAAUACUUCAACGAGAGUAUGCUGCCUGGAAAUGGAGCGCAAGGUGUACAGCAAAUGGUCGUUCGCAAGGAUAAACAAAUUGUUGCUUACACAGUUUCGCAAACAGGUUCUGACCUUACGAAUCUGUAUUUCCGAAACGUUUCCUCGCCAUAUGUGCAACCUCCCGCUAAACCUUCAGACAAUAUAAAUGGCGGCUAUGGUCGCUCUCCUGAAUAUUAUACGGAUAGCGGUUCGUAUACCUUUGCUUUCUCGCCCGAUAAUCAAGGUGCUUUCUUUGAUCAAAUCGAUAAAGGUAACAAUACCGACAGUCCCGCAAGUUACGUUCGUAUUCGAUAUCAUAAAUUCGGUACAGAUCCAAAAGAAGACAUCACAGUCGUAGACGUUGAUCAACAAAAUCCCGAUACGGUUUGGACUGUUAAUAUUUCUCAAGAUGAGAAAUGGUUAAUCGUUAUCGGUUUCAUUGGUAUUAACGGACGAAUGCGAAUGUAUAUGGCGCCACUCGAUCAACCCAUUUCCAACAAGAUGAAAUGGAUUUCCAUUGUACCCGAUUAUAAAUUCCAAACAGUCUAUACCACCAACCUCAACAAUACGUUUUACAUUUUGACAGAUCGUGAUAGCGUAUCGGGAGUAAAAGUGUCAAAAUUUACCGUUGACCCAAGCAAAGCCAGAACGGUGGACAAUUUGCAUCAAUUGACAGAUGAAGCGGUGAUGACGGAUGUGAUUCCGCAAAGGGAGAAUGCAACCUUGGUGAGCGCAAUGCAAUUCGACGAUACAAUCCUGGUGAUAGGAUAUGUGGAAAAAGGGAGAAGCAUAUUGUAUGCAUACGAUGUUGCGAUCGGCAAAGAAAUUCAACAGGUCCUUCCAGAUUUUAUGGGUGAGAUCCAAGAUUCUCGUUCAAACAUUUUGCAUCCUCGUCAAGCCUUCUUGACUGUCUCCACCUUUACAAGUGGCACAGAGAUAUACCAGAUCACGAAAGCAAAGGAUGGCUCCAGCAUUGAGGCGAAUCUUUGGGUGGACAGCAAACCUGCAAGUUUGGAUGCAAGCUCCUUCAAAACAGAACAACGUUUCGUUAAUAGCACAGACGGAGCCCAAGUAUCAUUCUUCAUGUUGCACAAGACAGAUUUUCCCUUUGAUGGAUCAAGACCUGCUUGGAUAUACUUUUACGGAAGCUACGGUACGGCCAUCUUGCCAAGAUAUGAUCCUUUCCUACUCUCUUGGGUAGAAUUGUUUGGUGGCGUUUUGGUCUUUGUUCAAGCAAGAGGUGGUGGUGAAUUUGGCGAUAGUUGGCACGUUGCGGGUACGAGAUCCCAGAAACAAUAUACUUUUGACGAUAUUAUUGCCGUUGCAGAAUAUUUGGUUUCGAAUAAAAUUGCAAAAUCCGGCAAAUUGAUCGGAGAUGGUAGAAGUGCUGGAGGUUUGGCCGCAAUGGCAGUUGCCAAUCAAGCACCAGAGAAUCUAUUUGGCGCAAUGAUACCCGAGAGAGGUCCUUAUGAUAUGCUACGAUACACCCAAUUUCGAGCUGGUGCUUUUCAAAUACCCGAAUGGGGAAAUCCUGCCGAUCCUGCUGCAUUUGAUUGGCUAAGAGCAUAUUCACCUUUGCAAAAUGUCAAUUCGUCAAGAAUGUAUCCGAUGACGAUUCUCUCUGUAGCAGCGGGUGAUGAUCGAGUGCCUCCUUUGCAUUCGUUCAAGAUGAUUUCAGAGUUGCAAUAUAGUCGUCCAAAGUGAGUAAUGUUUGGGUGGACUGAGAUUGAAGAAGUAAAGCUUACUAACGAUUACACAUCCCCUCCUCGGUCCUUCCAGCAACUCGUAUCCACUUCUGAUGUACUACUUCCAAGGCUCAGGUCACAUUACCAGCGAUGCAAGUCGAAGUACGCAGAUCGAAUUGGCCUAUGUCAAGCAAUGUUUGACGGCACGAUGCUUGGAUCUGCAGCCUAUAAAGGACGAACGAUGAGCACGAAUAUAUCUUUUUGAUCCUUAUCGCAAUCAACUCAUGAAUCUCAU
Molecule: messenger RNA, 2885 nt
Organism: Meira miltonrushii
Lineage: Eukaryota; Fungi; Basidiomycota; Exobasidiomycetes; Exobasidiales; Brachybasidiaceae
Product: alpha/beta-hydrolase
Exons: 1
Coding region: 393-2609 (738 amino acids)
Biological process (GO): proteolysis
Cellular component (GO): cytosol
Molecular function (GO): serine-type endopeptidase activity; oligopeptidase activity
Source: RefSeq, a predicted model, not a curated record